Paramecium octaurelia is the source of this 249-nucleotide messenger RNA. Lineage: Eukaryota; Ciliophora; Oligohymenophorea; Peniculida; Parameciidae. The record is from the annotation of a GenBank genome assembly.
AUGAUUCGGAUUUCAUAUUGCACUAGUGAGCCGAAAUUUAUAAUUGAAGCUAGGAACUUGGCUAUGGAAAUAUUUAGAGAAUUCAAAGGCAACAUUAUCAAAAGUCAAAUACAUCAUUAAUCUAAAAAUAUUUAAGUGGUAUUGUAUUAAGAAACCAAAAAUAUUGAAUUAUGGUCUUAUUUAAGAGAUAGCCCCUAAGAUUAUACAAAAAUAUUUCCUUUAAUUGCAAAUUAUAUUUAAAGAUAAUGA